UAUACUUGAUAAAGUGAACUAGUUCGAUUUAAAAUGGAUUUGUUGAAUAUAAAUGAUAUUACAUCAAUACUUAAACAAUCUAGUCUAUCAAAUGUUAAUAUUUUAAGUUGGACUGUUGAGGAUUAUUCCGAUCAACUCAUCGGUUAUCUCGGAGAACAUUUAAGCUUAACGGUCGUUAUUGAAGACAAAGGAAAUGUCAGACAGGUGAUUUAUUUUAUUAAAUGUAUUCCAAGACUUGACGAAUGGAAGGCUAAUUAUUUAAGAGAAACAAAAUUCUUUAACAAGGAAUAUGCUAUGUUAAACAGUUUGUUCAAAAUGUUUCGUGAUUCCGAUGGAUUAAAUAAAUGGCGACCUAAGCUAUUGCAUAUUAAAGAAGAACUUUUUGUAUUUGAAGAUGUAACCCAAAGUGGCUAUACGAUGCCGAAUAAUCUAAAUACUUUAAAUUAUGAAGAAUUAAAGGCAACGGUGACAGCUUUAGCGAAAUUUCACGCUCAGUCGUACAUUUAUGAAGAGAGAAAGAGUCGAGAAUUAAAAAGACCUUACAAAAUUUGGGAAGAUUAUAGCGAGUAUUUGUGUGAACCAAGUAAAGGUCAAUCUUGGCGUGAUACUGGAAUGCAGGCUGCUAUAGAUUUUUUGAAAGUUUUCUCAGAAUAUAGGUCAAAACCAAAUUUUAAGGCAUUAAUCGAUGAAAUAGUGCCCAAGCUUUUUAGCUCUGCGGACGAACUUAUGAAACCAAGUUUAAAAAUAAGAAACGUAGUCAUUCAUCGCGACAUUUGGUCGAAUAAUAUUUUUCUAAAAAAACUAGAGAAUAACAAGAUGCACGCACUUUUGAUUGAUUAUCAAACCGUUCUGUACUCACCUCCUAUGCUUGAUUUGUCAUCUCUUAUAUAUUUCAAUACCACCAAGUCAUUCAGAAGUAAUUACACUAAAAUAAUUAUAGAGCAUUACUAUGACGAGCUUAGUAAAGAAUUAAAAUUGGAAAAUAUAGACAUAUUUUCAAUUGUGAACAUUGCAAAUAUGGAAGAAUUAUACAAAGAAAGCCUUGUAUUUGGUAUGACCCAAGCAGCAUUAAUAGUUCCUAUAAUAGCUAUGACAAAUGAAAGAAGAAAACAAUAUUUCACGGACCCUAAGUCAUGUUAUAGAAUAAACUGCGUAAGUCGUAGUCAAGAAUUUAUAGAACUUGCUAAAGAAAACAUGGAAUACCAGAGGCGUGUAAUCGAACUCUUAGAUGAAAUAGUAGAAAGAUUUGUGUAUCCAUCUACAACUGCAAAUAAUUUUAAAUAGGAUAGUGGGAA
Vanessa atalanta (red admiral) is the source of this 1295-nucleotide messenger RNA. RefSeq lists its product as uncharacterized. The record is from RefSeq and is a predicted model, not a curated record. Lineage: Eukaryota; Metazoa; Arthropoda; Insecta; Lepidoptera; Nymphalidae. Bases 34 to 1284 code for a protein of 416 amino acids. The transcript has 2 exons.